Messenger RNA from Ilyonectria robusta, 909 nucleotides. RefSeq lists its product as uncharacterized. Gene Ontology annotation, molecular function: metal ion binding; nucleic acid binding; RNA endonuclease activity. Lineage: Eukaryota; Fungi; Ascomycota; Sordariomycetes; Hypocreales; Nectriaceae. Gene Ontology annotation, cellular component: mitochondrial inner membrane; nucleus. Gene Ontology annotation, biological process: apoptotic DNA fragmentation. The transcript has 2 exons. The record is from RefSeq and is a predicted model, not a curated record. The coding region runs from base 1 to 909 and encodes 302 amino acids.
AUGUCCAAGGCUACUUUUGCAACACUCGCCAUCGGGGCUGGAGGCGGUGCCGCCUUUGCCGCUGGUAUUCGGUCCCCGGCCGUGGUCCCUCCCACGUCGCCCCUCGCCGGCAACGCCCCCGUCAACCCGGCCGGCCUCUUCGAAUACGGCUUCCCCGGGCCCAUCUCCGACGUCGCGACCCGCACCGGCCUCGUCUCCGGCUACGACCGCCGCACCCGCAACCCUCACUGGGUCGUCGAGCACAUCACACCCGAGUCCCUCCGCCGUCGUGAGGGCGACCGCAAGCACUCCAACUUCGCCGAAGAUGAGAGCGUGCCCGCCAAGUUCCGUGCCCUCCUCAAGGACUACUACCGCAGUGGCUUCGACCGCGGCCACCAGGUCCCCGCUGCCGACUGCAAGUGGUCCCAGGCGGCCAUGGACGACACCUUCUACCUUUCCAACAUGUGCCCCCAGGUCGGUGAGGGCUUCAACCGCGACUACUGGGCACAUUUCGAGGACUUCUGCCGUCGCCUGACCAUCAAGUACCCCUCCGUUCGCAUCGUCACCGGUCCCCUCUACCUCCCCAAGUUCGACCCCGUCGACAAGAAGUGGUACGUCAAGUACGAGAUGAUUGGCAACCCACCUUCCGUCGCCGUACCUACCCACUUCUACAAGGUCAUUUUCGCCGAGGAUGGCAAGGCCGGCGGCAACGUCGCCCUCGGCGCCUUCGUCCUUCCCAAUGCUCCCAUCAAUAAUGCCAAGCCCCUCACCGACUUCGAGGUGCCCCUCGAGGUCGUCGAGCGCGCCAGUGGUCUCGAGUUCGCCGCGAAGCUACCUGUCCAACGGAGGCGCCGCCUGUGCGCUGAUGCUACCUGCUCUCUGGUGAUCAGGGAAUAUGCUGACAGGCAGAAGGCCUCCCCCAAGGCAUAA